Molecule: messenger RNA, 3502 nt
Organism: Gossypium raimondii (Peruvian cotton)
Lineage: Eukaryota; Viridiplantae; Streptophyta; Magnoliopsida; Malvales; Malvaceae
Product: zinc finger CCCH domain-containing protein 41
Exons: 5
Coding region: 356-3178 (940 amino acids)
Cellular component (GO): nucleus
Molecular function (GO): metal ion binding; RNA binding
Source: RefSeq, a predicted model, not a curated record
CUUCCUCAUACUCUCCCUUCCUCGGGACAACCUCCGAAUUAAAAUUACCCCCUCGAUUAUAACUUUAUUACGAUCAUGCCCUUCCCUGCCUUCAUUUCUCUCCGGCUUAGUUUUUUUUCUUUCUUCCCGAAAUAACCCUCCAUCGUAUUCUAAUUUACCUUCUCUCAUUUGCAAGUCGGGUCGGAUUGAAUCCAGAAUUAAAUGAUAGCUCCGAACGCAUUGUUCCUUUCAUCCUUCUAGAAUAUUCUGUUUUACUUCAAAUUUCUUGUCAAGGUGUUUGACUGCUGCUUUUGGUUGUCUAGGGCUUUGCAUGCUGUAAAAAUACACAGAUUUAUUAUUUAUUUCAAAACAAUCCAUGGAGCUGAAAGUCUCAUCGCCUAAGCCCGGUGGUACUUCUGCUGCUGAUUGCAUAAGUGAUCCGGAGGAGAAAGAAGUCAGUGAUGAGGAAGAUGAUGAUCGCAACCAUAAGCAUCGUAGGCGGGAUACAUGUUCUCAAUCAUUAGAGAGAGAUUCUACAGAUCCUGUAUUUACAAGGCCAUACAGAAAGCGCAGUAAACCUUUAGAAAAUGGGCAUAAUGAAUCUCAAGCAGGUGAAACCUGCAAAAAUUCUAACAGUUUGCUUCUAGAAAAAGACUUGACAUCUAAGUUUGACAGAAGAUACCCUGGAUUAGCAUCACUUCCUCGAGGACAUUUGGAUCUGAACCAGAGAAUUAGGUCAAACCAAACAUUCAGUGGAGAUUCUGGUCCUGGUCGGGGAAGAGGAAGGGAUAACUCUUCUUGGAAUCACCGUGAUUCAAGGUUCAACUCUGUUGAUAUUGCUUAUCAAUUGGUUCAGCCAGGAUCUGUUGCUCCAAGUCUCUUUGCCGGAAGGGGAUUGCCUAAUCUUUCAAACACACAAGCCCCAUCAUGGAGUGCCUUUGGCCUUAUGCCAGGAAUACCAAAUGGCAGCCUUGAUACACUCCACUCUAUUGGUUUACAAGGGGUGCUUAGGCCACCAAUGAAUUCUUCAUUAAAUAUGGGCAUUCCUCGCCAACGCUGUAGAGACUUUGAGGAGCGGGGAUUUUGUCUAAGAGGAGACAUGUGUCCAAUGGAGCAUGGUGUCAAUCGUAUUGUUGUUGAAGAUGUUCAGAGUCUGUCACAGUUUAACCUUCCUGUUUCAGUUCCAAGUGCACAAAUAUUGGCAACAUCAGCUGGACCUGGGCCGCUACCUUCUGUUCUUCCUCCUUCAAUCACAUUGGUGAACGGCAAGGGUAUACAUAGCAAAAGUAGCAAGUCUGGAAUGACUGAGGAUGCUACAGUUUUGAAUUGUGCAUAUACUGCUACUACUAGUGCAGGUGGUGAUUUGUAUGAUCCUGAUCAACCCUUGUGGAAUAACAACGGCCCAGAAGUAUCGGCAGCACUCACAGGACAGUGUUCGCCCAAGAUUAAUGAAACGGAACCAUUGCGAAAUGAUGAUAUCUCUGAUCUUCAUCAUGGCAUGUUAUGUGAGAGUGCUGAUAAUGAAUUGCCAAUUAGAAGCAGCAGGUCACAGGGCAUGAAUUUAUCAGUUUGGGGUAGAAUCGGUAGCUCCAGAAGUAGAAUAGAAGCAAAAGAUAAAAUUGAUCAUUUACCCUCAGACCAUCUUGAGAAUGAAACCAAGAAGGAAAAAGAACCAUUUCCUAGCUCACAAGACACUUCCUGUCAAGUUAAGCGGAUCAGCAGUGAGGACGAUGGCUCCAAAGUUAUGGAUUCGUCAUUGAAGUCACAGAUUGAUUUGCAUAGUCGCAGAAAACCUACUCAAAAGGCACUCCGUACACUUUUUGUCAAUGGGAUUCCCCAGAAAUGUAACAAAAGAGAGGCUCUUCUGUCUCAUUUUCGUAAGUUUGGAGAGGUUAUUGACAUUUAUAUUCCACAAAAUAGUGAACGGGCAUUCAUCCAAUUUUCAAGGAGGGAAGAGGCAGAAGCUGCUCUUAAGGCACCUGAUGCCGUAAUGGGUAACCGCUUUAUUAAGCUCUGGUGGGCUAAUAGGGAUAGCAUAACUGAUGAUGGCGUGAACAGUGGCAGUGGCAGUGGCAGUGGCAUGCCAGUAACUCCAAGUGGUCUAACAGCUUCUGGAGUUCCACCUCAACCUGUUGCUAAUAAAGAAAAGGAUAAUCUUCAACGUAUUGCUCAGAAGAGUAAUGUUGUCGAAGACACUGAUGUACCUUCUUUGAAAUCCCCUAAAUCUGUUAGUACGAAUGGUCCCCAGGCUCCACCUCUGUUGCAGAAAAAGUUAGAGACUCUGGAGCGAAUGAAAGAGGAACUACGCAAGAAGCAGGAAAUGCUGGAGCAGAAGCGGAAUGACUUCCGGCGCCAGUUGAACAAACUUGAGAAACAAUCAAGUAUUGUCAAGGAUGAUCCACUGUCUGAGCCAGCGGCUAAGAGGCACAAGGUUGGAAGUGCAGCUGAUCCUGCAAAAGUUUUGAUUCCUAGUUCCUCUGAACCCAGUGCUUCUGCAGCAAAAACAUGCACUAAAGAGAUGACAGAUAAAAACAAAUCAAUGGAAAAUGUUGUUUCUCGAAGUCCAAAAUCAAGUACCACCAUGGCAUUGCAGGAAUCUAUGGGCUCAAAGCAGCAGUACUGUAAGCCUCGUCAGUCUGCACCCAUGAGGCAUCCAUUCCUGAUGAAUAAAUACAGAUUGGACAACCGACCUACUGCUUUUAGAGUUAUUCCGCCAUUGCCUUCUGGUUUUGCAGAUGUUGAUGUUUUGAAGGAGCACUUCUUACAAUAUGGAGAUCUUUUCUCUGUGGAGCUACAAGAUGUGGAAAAUGAAGAUAAUGGUGAUAUCGGAUCUGAGGCAUUGAAGAAAUGCUCAGCUCUUAUAACAUACAGCACACGCCAAUCGGCAGAAAGGGCUUAUGUAAAUGGUAAAUGCUGGCAAGGCAACAAUUUGCAGUUUAAAUGGUUGAUAUAUAACACUAACCCUAGUAGCAAAGAAACUUCAUCUUCCGCACCAAAGGAGCCUUUAGAAGCCGAUGUCACAAAAGAAGAGAAAACAGCACACAGCGUUGCCCAAGAAGUCGUUGGUUCAGGCAAUGGGGAGUCCGAGAAUUCGGAUAGAGAGAGUUUCGUUGAGCAUAUGGAAUUGGCUGAAGUUUCAGAGCAGAGUCCAUCCCCAACAUCUAGCAUGAAAGAGUCACCAAAAGGCGACAUGAGUUGAGGAUGGGGGCUUGUUUUACGGAUUUGUACAGUGAGGUAAAUAAAUUCUUCCAAUUUGAAACUCCAAUUUUCAUGAGUCCUUUAUUCUCAAUAACUGAAAUUUCAAAUUUUUUUUUAUUUAAUUUUUGCUGUUUUUUCUUUGUUUCAUGGUUGGGAUAUAUGUAAAAAAUGGAAAUUUCUAAAUCAUUAAUUUGCCAUGGUAAGGUUUAACAGUUACUUGGGAUGGCAAAUUGUAUGGUCUUUUUAGAUUAGUUAAAUGUAGGACGAAAGGCCCUUUAUAUAUAACUUAAAUUUUGAAUGAAAAAUCAUUCCCAUUUCAGUUUUA